This is a messenger RNA of Arabidopsis thaliana (thale cress), 2122 nucleotides long. Its product is annotated as O-acyltransferase (WSD1-like) family protein. Gene Ontology annotation, molecular function: acyltransferase activity, transferring groups other than amino-acyl groups; diacylglycerol O-acyltransferase activity; long-chain-alcohol O-fatty-acyltransferase activity. The record is from RefSeq and is marked reviewed. Bases 584 to 1753 code for a protein of 389 amino acids. The transcript is spliced from 5 exons. Gene Ontology annotation, biological process: glycerolipid biosynthetic process; triglyceride biosynthetic process. Gene Ontology annotation, cellular component: plasma membrane; endoplasmic reticulum membrane. Lineage: Eukaryota; Viridiplantae; Streptophyta; Magnoliopsida; Brassicales; Brassicaceae.
CAUCACUUAAAUGCCAACACAUUUAAUCAAGAGCGAAAGAAAAACACAGUAACUUAGUAUAAGAACCAAGUGUGGCUAAAGGCAAAGUUGGAGAGUAAUCAUGUAUACUAUGAAAAAGGGAAAAGACAUGGCGAAAGAGGAGCAAGAAACAGCGGCAAUAGAGCCACUUAGCCCGGUUUCACAGUUGUUUGUUUCGCCGAGUCUCUACUGCUUCAUUAUUUUCACUUUAGGGUUCCAAACUAGAUGCAACCCAUCCACCAUUGUUGAAGGUGUCAAGAACACAUGGAUCAAGCUCCCUCGCUUCUCUAGCAAAGUGGUAAAGCUUAUAUAUUUCCAAUUGCUUUGAUUGUUACAUGUAAGAACGUUAAACGUACAAGAGAAUCUUAAGAAUAUCAUAACUAUGAUAAAAAAAAAAUAGACUUGAAUAUACCUACCUAAUACAAUAUUUCCUUAAUAAUUCUCUUACUUUUGAUGGUGAUUGUUUUUUUUAAUUUUUCUGUCAACAUUAUACAUUAUAUACCAGUUUUAAAUUUGAAUUUUCUUUAGCUAUAUAACAAUUUCUUUUAUCACGAUUCAUAAAUUAAUGUUCCAGGAGAUAAAGAAAAAUGGAAAAGCGUCUUGGGUUCCUGUUAGUGUUCGAGUAGAAGAUCAUGUUGUUGUUCCAGAUCUUGAUUAUUCCAACAUUGAAAAUCCUGAUCAAUUUAUAGAAGACUAUACUUCGAAAUUAGCUAAUACUCCGAUGGACAUGUCCCGACCUUUAUGGGAACUUCAUUUACUUAAUAUAAAGACAUCAAAUGCAGAAUCUUUAGCUAUAGGAAAAUUUCAUCAUUCUCUUGGCGAUGGGAUGUCUCUUAUAUCUCUUCUAUUAGCUAGUUCACGGAAAACAUCAGAUCCUGACGCUUUGCCUACUACCGCGGCUACAAGAAAGCAUGCCAGUUCCAAUAAAAAGAGUUGGUGGUUGGUUGGAAGAUUUUGGUUUAUGAUAAGAAUCAUUUUCACUACUGUUGUUGAAUUGUUUAAGUAUUUGCUUACACUAUGUUUUAUGCGGGACACUAAAACUCCCCUAAUGGGUAAAACGGGUGAUGCAAUACGAUCUAGAAAGGUUAUACAUCGGAUAGUAAGCUUUGAUGAUGUCAAGUUGGUGAAGAACAACAUGGAUAUGAAAGUGAAUGAUGUUCUUCUUGGAAUGACACAGGCAGGUCUCUCAAGAUAUUUGAGCAGGAAAUAUGAUGAAGAUAUGGUGGUCGAGAAGAAAAAAAACUUGGAGAAAAUCCGUCUUCGUGGUACAGUAUUCGUAAAUUUAAGAGCAGACACAAAACUCGAGGAUUUGGCGAAUAUGAUGGCAAAAGGUUCAAAGUGUAGAUGGGGAAACUUCGUAGGUGUUAUUAUAUUUCCUUUAUGGGUGAGAUCCGAAGAUGAUCCGUUGGAAUACGUUCGACGAGCCAAAUCUACUAUGGAUAUCAAAAAACUGUCCAUAGAAUCACUUAUUUGCUAUGGACUCAUCAAACUUACCAGAAAAAUACUCGGGGGAAAGGUAGUAGAAACUCUUGUUAGGAGACUAUUUGAUCAUACGACAUUGACAUUUUCUAAUGUGAUGGGUCCAGACGAAGAUAUAAGUUUUUUUGACCAUCCAAUGUCUUACGUAGCAGCAAGCGCAUUAGGUGGACCACAAGUAAGUAUAGCUAAUCAUGUCAUACUUGUAUAUCAACUAUUUUUUGUAGAAAUCACUAAAAACUGUGGUGAAAUCAAGUAACAUGUUGUUUAUGUUUGUUGUUGAACAAGGCUCUUAUUAUCCAUUACGUAACCUAUGUAAACAAGAUUGUCAUCAAUCUAGCAGUAGACACAUCAGUGAUUCGAGACCCUCAUCUACUAUGUGAUGAUUUGGUAGAAUCGCUCGAUAUCAUCAAACUUGCUGCCAUGGAGAAAGGAGUUCAUAAAAUGGAGGUUUGAGAUAUGUAACACCAGAUAUAAAAAUGAAGUUGUAUGUUUUUUUCUUCUAAUUAAGUGAAGUUGUAUAUGUUCGGAAGAUAUAUCUAUUUUUUAAAAUGUAGUAAUGUGUAAUGGUAUCUCUAUAAUUGUUUACAAAUUUAAAGUUAUUUUACAGUUAUUUUAAACACCAAAA